This is a messenger RNA of Anoplophora glabripennis (Asian longhorned beetle), 755 nucleotides long. RefSeq names its product transmembrane GTPase Marf-like. The transcript is spliced from 4 exons. Gene Ontology annotation, biological process: mitochondrion localization; mitochondrial fusion. NCBI's taxonomy places the organism in Eukaryota, Metazoa, Arthropoda, Insecta, Coleoptera, Cerambycidae. The annotation marks the transcript as partial. Gene Ontology annotation, molecular function: GTPase activity; GTP binding. The record is from RefSeq and is a predicted model, not a curated record. Gene Ontology annotation, cellular component: mitochondrial outer membrane.
AGAUCGAAAAUAGCCAAAAAAUAGUAAACGGUGAAAAUGUAAAACAAAUUGAAGAAUUUAUUAACAAAGUUCGUGGUAUUAGAGAUGUUCUCUGCAGAGAUCAUAUGAAAGUAGCUUUUUUUGGAAGAACAUCUAAUGGCAAAAGUUCUGUUAUCAAUGCUAUGUUACGAGACAAAAUUUUGCCAAGUGGUAUAGGACAUACAACUAAUUGUUUUUUACAAGUAGAAGGUACCUCAACAGAUGAACCCUACUUGGUACAGGAAGGCUCUACAGAACAUUGUGCUGUGGAAUCUGUGGGUCAACUAGCUCAUGCUCUCUGCAAAGAGAAACUAAACGAGUCGACACUAGUCAAAGUGUAUUGGCCAAAAAAUAGGUGCCUUUUACUUCGAGAUGAUGUAGUAUUUGUAGAUUCGCCUGGUGUAGAUGUAACCCCUAAUUUAGACGAAUGGAUAGACAAACAUUGUUUAGACGCAGACGUCUUUGUAUUGGUAGCUAAUGCUGAAUCUACUCUUAUGGUUACGGAGAAGAACUUCUUUCAUAAAGUAUCGACAAAGUUAUCGAAACCAAACAUUUUUAUAUUAAAUAAUAGAUGGGAUGCCUCAGCCACAGAACCAGAAUUUUUAGAUGAGUUUUUGACGAAUUUUACCCCCACUCCUCCACCUUUUCCCUUCCCCCUACCCUUCCCCCUCCCCUUCCCCGCCAGCCAAUCAGAACGCAGGAUCCCCGCAGGACCGACUUCAGCCCUCCCCACCUAG